UAUGAAGCUCCUGCUUGCAGUCUUUCUCGGCUUGCUGGCCGCGGUGUCGUCUUCUCCCGUGAAGUCACUCAAGCAGGACUUUGUCGAGUAUUCCGCGGACCUCGUGGAGAAAAUCAACUCGAUGGACACAACAUGGAGGGCUGGACGCCACUUUGCCGGUGAGACUGCUGCGUCGGUACUGGAUCGUUUCAGCACAGCCGGGUUGUCACUGGAGAAAGCCCCCAAGCUCCCUGUAGUCGAAUACGAUAGAGCUGGUGCCAUACCCACAGAAUUUGACGCUCGUACUAAAUGGCCAAACUGCCCGUCCAUCGGCCGCGUCAAUGACCAAGGCCGCUGCCGUGCAUCCUGGGCUUUCUCUGCUGUUGGGGCAAUGACAGAUAGACAGUGCAUUGUUCAUCCGUCCGCCCCAUUUAAUUACUCUGUCACGGACGCUGUGACCUGCAACGUGUUUCAUGAAGUUCCUGAUGGCUGUGCUGGGGGCUACAGUGCUGACGCUUGGUCAACAUGGGUCUUAGAUGGACUUGUGAGCGGAGGCGGGUACCAUACAUCCAACGGCUGCAGACCGUACGCCUACAAGCCCUGCGAUCACUACGAAACGGGUAGCUACGGCCCGUGCGAGAGUCCACCUGAUUCAACUUACUGUAACAAAACCUGUAUAAAUGGCUACACAAAGACGUACGCAGAGGACAAGAAGAAAGGUGACUAUAGGUACGAUCUUCCACUUAACGAGACUAUUAUUCAGGAGGACAUUAUGACUAGCGGCCCCGUGUCAGCGGACAUGAAUCUCUACCAAGAUUUUCUGAACUACCGAUCAGGUGUGUAUCAACACAAGACAGAGACUCGAGUUGGUCUGCUCACGGUCAAGAUCAUAGGUUGGGGCGUGGAGAACAAUCAGAAAUAUUGGCUCUGUGUUAACUCCUGGAACUCUGAGUGGGGCGAUAAAGGAUUGGUCAAGAUUCUCCGUGGUACUGAUGAGUGUGGUUUAGAAGCCAAUGUACAUGCAGGAAAAGUGAUUCAGUAACAACUAUCGCGGGAUCCAGACUUCUUUAUUGAAAAACACAAUGUAACACAAUGUUAUACUUGUACCAGUGGGUUAAGACACACCCCCAAUCUGCAGUGCUAUUUACACAGCUUGUUUAAAUAAAAAAAGGCAUAAUGAUAUAACGAUCUGAAUUAUUAUGAGUAUAGUGGGAACGCAGCACAAAUUGUUUAAAAACUAUGCUAUCGUAAAUAAAUUGUAACUGCUUUUGAAAUUCUUGGUGAAAGGAAGAUAUGGGUAAUUAAUCUCAGUGUAGCCUAACCAUAGCAUCACUGUUAUUUCAAUUCUAAUGAAUCGUUACACAGCCUGUAUAGCUCAGGAAUAUGUUAUAAUCGAGUAUAUAUCGUACAAAUUUGGAAUGUGAAUCUGAAAAAAAAAUACCAGCCGCAAAUUCUUCUAUUUUCUAGAAACCCGUUUCUUGUAUGCUCCUUUGCCAUUAAACUUGUAAACCAUGCAUUUAAUUUAAUUAAUAAG
Patiria miniata (bat star) is the source of this 1513-nucleotide messenger RNA. Its product is annotated as cathepsin B-like cysteine proteinase 3. The record is from RefSeq and is a predicted model, not a curated record. The transcript is spliced from 7 exons. Gene Ontology annotation, cellular component: lysosome. The coding region runs from base 2 to 1021 and encodes 339 amino acids. Gene Ontology annotation, molecular function: cysteine-type endopeptidase activity. Lineage: Eukaryota; Metazoa; Echinodermata; Asteroidea; Valvatida; Asterinidae.